Messenger RNA from Osmia bicornis bicornis, 1988 nucleotides. It is a transcript of the gene wupA, whose product is annotated as troponin I. Bases 150 to 1310 code for a protein of 386 amino acids. Gene Ontology annotation, biological process: muscle contraction. The record is from RefSeq and is a predicted model, not a curated record. Lineage: Eukaryota; Metazoa; Arthropoda; Insecta; Hymenoptera; Megachilidae. The transcript has 14 exons. Gene Ontology annotation, cellular component: troponin complex.
CCACGUGAACAGCCUACGAACAGAGGCUGACGACGUCGACCACGGAUCAACGAUGGCACAGUCAGCUGCCUAAGGUCCGGUUGGCCAGUCGUAGCCAGCAAAUAGUUCUCUCUCUUCAAGGUAGACGGGUCUAGCAGCCAGGUACCAAGAUGGCGGACGAUGAGAGGAAACGUCUCGAGGAUGAAAAGAAGAGGAAACAGGCGGAGACCGACAGAAAGAGGGCGGAGGUCCGCGCCCGCCUUGAAGAGGCUUCCAAAGCCAAGAAGGCGAAGAAGGGUUUCAUGACCCCUGACAGGAAGAAGAAGCUUAGGCUGUUGUUGCGUAAGAAAGCCGCCGAGGAAUUGAAGAAAGAACAAGAGAGAAAAGCCGCAGAGAGGAGACGCAUCAUCGAGGAACGUUGUGGAAAACCGAAAAACGUCGACGACGCGAGCGAAGAGACCGUGAAGCGCGUGCUGCGCGAGUACCACAAUAGGAUCACAGCAUUGGAGGAUCAAAAGUUCGACUUCGAAUAUGUUGUUAAGAAGAAGGACUUCGAGAUCGCGGACUUGAACAGCCAGGUGAACGACCUUCGAGGUAAAUUCAUGAAACCUACGCUGAAGAAAGUCUCCAAGUACGAGAACAAGUUCGCCAAACUCCAGAAGAAGGCAGCCGAGUUCAACUUCCGUAACCAGCUUAAACAGGUCAAGAAAAAGGAGUUCACCCUUGAAGAGGAGGACAAGGAGAACGCGUCAAAAGAUAAGAAGAAACCCGAUUGGUCGAAGAAGGGCGAGGAAAAGAAGGACGAACCGCCACCUCCAGCAGAACCUCCAGCAGAAGCUCCUGCUCCAACUCCUUCUCCACAACCGGAACAACCACCCGCGCCAGCGCCAGCACCAGAACCUGCACCUCCAGCCCCAACACCGUCGCCAGAACCAACGGCAGCAGCACCUCCGCCAGCUGAAGGUGCUCCACCAGCAGUUCCAGCAGAGGGUGCUCCACCUGCAGAAGGAGCACCAGCACCUCCAGCCGAGGGCGCACCCCCAGCCGGCGCCCCUGCACCAGCGGAAGGAGCUCCCGCAGCACCUCCAGCCGAAGGAGCUGCACCUCCUGCGGAAGGUACGCCUGCUGCACCUGCACCCGCACCCGCACCAGCACCAGCCGAAGGAGCUCCUCCAACUGAAGCAGCACCCGCUGCACCCCCAGCAGAGGCUGCACCAGCACCCGCGCCUGCUGAAGCUAAGGUAGUUAUGGUAGUGAGACUCAUAUUGACCGUCAAGCCCAAGCGUCCGGUAAUGGGUUCAAAAUUCAUCACGUACGCACCGGCAUCGUAACUUCGUCGAAGUUGGAACGGACGAAGGGUCACCUCGCCAUAUGAUUUCCACUCGUUAACGUCCGAAUUUGCAUAAAAUCGUACACGGAUAAUCAUAGAGUACGGAUACACACGCGUCGAGCCGUAUGAUUCUCUCUCGGCUCGAUGGUUCACGCGUUGCUUGUCAUCGUCUUCAUUCAUCGUCAUUGUCAUCGUCGUCAUCGUAAUCAUUGUUUUUCCUCAUGUUAUGCGUCAUGCUGUACCUCGAGGAACGAAGGUAAACACGGAACGAAUAAGAAAUUUGAAAAGAAAAGCGAAAGAUAGAAAAGAGACGUCUGUCGUUCUACGUAUUUUUCUUCGUUUCUCCGUGGGGUAUUUUACGACACCUUGUCGUUCAAAGUAAAUCGAGAAUCAUCACGGGGUGCCUGACCAAUUUCGCUCGUUUUACCUAAUUAUAGGUAAAACUAAUAAUAAGCCAGUGUUUACGUUAUGAAAAAGAAAAAAAGGAUCGAAGAGCCUUGCUUGCGAUAAAAAGCGUUCGUCGUACCGUUUCUUUUUCCAUCGACCAAAAUCGAACGAUCGAAACCGGCAAGAAAUUCAUAUUUUUAUUGUAAAUAAUUAACAAUCCGUUUUAUCGAACACGAAUGCAGAUAUCAUGAAAACAAUUGGAUUUCGUAAUAAAAUCAUUUCUGCGACUAUA